AUGCAGCAGGUGGGACCUGCACCAGCGACAGUGCCGCCGUCGCCUUCGUUUCGCAUGUCCCGGUAUGCUCGUCGGCCGCAAUGCACCCACAUGAUGAUGAAUCGAGUGCACGGCCAAGACUUGAUCUGCGGCAUGUGCGGAAGCCCGUCCGAUCUAGGAUGGCUCUACCAAUGCGAACAGGACGACCGCAUCCCGCAGAAUGAAUCGCUGCCCGACAUCGACGCCACUCCUGUCAUUCCCGACAGCAGCGACUACUUUGACGCAAAGGCUCGAGUGGCCGAACAUUUGCACAUGAGCUCCAGUGUCAUCCAAGGCAUUCGAAAUGGAGACUAUGAUGUCGAUCAAAUUGACAGGCUCAUUGCCCAGAAGGAGAAGCUCAUUUCCGUAAUCACCGAGAAGGAGAGCCUGUCCGCCACUGCGCCUCCGAACUCUGUCCGGAACAGCUUCACUGCGCAGAAUGUCAUCUCUUCCAUCGGCUCGACCUACCAAGCGCCUCACCAGAACUGCCGUGUGAGCGCAUCUCUCCCCGCAAGCGCCACCUCAACGCCGCCUGUGCCCCGCGAGGAUAACAUCGCCACUCCUACCAAGCAAGACAGCGUUCUCGGCAAACGCUCUCAGAACAAGUGCUGCUUCCAAGUCUGCCACAGUUGCCGUCCAUACUUCGGAGACCGAGCGUAUGAGAAUUUCGAGACUGUGCUGCGCAACGAACCCCACUUUCUCAAUGAACUAAAAGGCCUGCCCAUCAUGGACGCCAACAUUGCCCGAAACAUAGGUCUCCGCCAACCAUUGCCUCACAUACUGCGUAGCUUUCAGUCUCAGCAAAGUAUGGACAUCACCGUUCACGACAGCACCGACGAUGCUUCCACGCAAAUCUCCGUCGAUUGGACACCUACAAACACAAACAUCGAAGACGAGUCGCCGCUCGACAGCGCCGAGCUCUUCCCUUGCCCCGGACCGCUACAGUGCCCAGUAUGGAGUCGUAAGUCAGGCUGCGCGUACGAUGCUGGCUUUGACGAUGGCAAGCGUGCCGAGAAUCAUGGCUUCCUCUCGAGAAUUACGCCAGAGAAUUCGAUGAGUCUCUUCACAGGCAGCGUCCAUGGCACUCCCUGUGAAGCGUCUUCUACGGCAUCGUCCAUCUCCUUGCCCACGCCCACUCGAUCACCACUCGCUCCGCUAAAAGCGAACUCCGUCUGUGGUGAGCUGAAUGGUGAGAACCAAAAGAUCGGCCUAAGAAGCAGCAGCAGCAGCAGUCUUGGAAGCGAGAUUGAAGUUGAAGGAGGCGUUGCGCUGACAGAAGAGGCAGUAGAAGCUCGCAUCCCUGAUAUUGUCACCGAUGAGUAG
Molecule: messenger RNA, 1341 nt
Organism: Pseudocercospora fijiensis CIRAD86
Lineage: Eukaryota; Fungi; Ascomycota; Dothideomycetes; Mycosphaerellales; Mycosphaerellaceae
Exons: 2
Coding region: 1-1341 (446 amino acids)
Source: RefSeq, a predicted model, not a curated record